Molecule: messenger RNA, 7035 nt
Organism: Oncorhynchus masou masou (cherry salmon)
Lineage: Eukaryota; Metazoa; Chordata; Actinopteri; Salmoniformes; Salmonidae
Exons: 21
Coding region: 135-6965 (2276 amino acids)
Biological process (GO): intracellular signal transduction
Molecular function (GO): protein binding
Source: RefSeq, a predicted model, not a curated record
AUCAACUGAACAUAGAACAUAGAUACAGAGACACUUGUCAUCAGGAAGGUGAUCUCUCAGCACAACGGAAAAUAUCUCAAUGACUUGACAUGUUCUGGUUGUGAAUUCAGGCUACAAGGGGUCAGUGCUCUAAAAUGAGUCUCUCUGGGGAGAGAGUGGAGGGGGGCCCUGCCUCUAAAAUGAGACUCUCUGGGGAACAUGACACCAAAGCUAAGAGACCAAUCAACCACGAGAAACCAGCCUCCCCUGUACCCAGCUGUGUGUCUAUGAAGAGUGACCGGUCUAUGGGUCAACCUAUAUGGUUUAGAAAGGGAGACUUUUCUACUGAACAAAGAAAGCAACAGGAGAGAUCAGAGUCAGAGAUUCUCCGUGGUCAGUCUUCCCAGAGUCAUCAAACAGACCUGGCCUCCAUAUUCAGUUUGCUUGAAGAGAAAAUUAUGACAUUUAUGAGGAACGAGCUGAAGAUGUUCAAGAGGAUUCUUAGUCCAGAACUCCCAGAAGGCUUUGAGAGUCAGAAGCAGGAUAAGGAAGUGGUGGAUGCUGAAGAUGAGAAGCAGGAGAGCAGUGCCAGAGAGGGGGCUCUGAAGAUCACACUGCACAUCCUGAGGAAAAUGAACCAGAAGGACCUUGCUGACACACUGGAGAAAUAUGAGCUUGCUGUGAUUUGCCAACGUGAACUCAAAUCUAAUCUAAAGAAGAAGUUUCAAUGUGUAUUUGAGGGGAUCGCUAAACAAGGAAACCCAACACUUCUCAAUAAGAUCUACACAGAGAUCUACAUCACAGAGGGUGGAACAGGAGAGGUCAAUAAUGAACAUGAGCUGAGACAGAUUGAGACAACAACCAGGAAACAAGCAAGACCAGAGACUGCAAUCAAAUGUAACGACAUCUUCAAACCCUUAACUGGACAAGACAAACCUAUCAGAACUGUGCUGACAAAGGGAGUCGCUGGCAUUGGAAAAACAGUCUCUGUGCAGAAGUUCAUUCUGGACUGGGCUGAAGGAAAAGCAAAUCAGGAUGUCCAAUUUGUAUUUUCAUUCCCUUUUCGGGAGCUGAAUUUGAUGAAAGUGGACAAACACACUUUCAUUGAACUUCUCAAUCACUUCUCAAUGGAAACCAAACAAUCAAGAAUCUCCAACUACCAGAAGUACAAAGUUCUGUUCAUCUUUGAUGGUCUGGAUGAGUGCCGACUGCCCCUAGACUUCCAGAAGAACAAGAUCUGUUGGGACGUCACAGAGUCAACUUCAGUGGAUGUUCUGCUGACAAAUCUCAUCAAGGGAAAUCUGCUUCCCUCUGCUCUCAUCUGGAUAACCACCCGACCUGCAGCAGCCAAUAAGAUCCCUUCAAUGUGUGUUGACCAGGUGACAGAGGUUCGAGGGUUCAAUGACCCACAGAAGGAGGAGUACUUCAGGAAGAGAUUCAGUGAUGAAGACCUGGCCAGCAGAAUCAUCUCACACAUAAAGACAUCAAGGAGCCUCCACAUCAUGUGCCACAUUCCAGUCUUCUGUUGGAUUUCUGCAACAGUCCUUGAACACAUGCUGAAACAUAAGAGAGAAGAGAUGCCCAAGACUCUGACUGAGAUGUACACACACCUUGUGGUGUUUCAUACCAAACAGAAGAAUGAAAAGUAUCUUGGGAAAGAAGAGACAGGUCCACACUGGAAUAAAGAGAGCAUUCUGUCACUGGGAAAACUGGCUUUUCAACAGCUUGUAAAGGGCAAUCUGAUUUUCUAUGAAGAAGACCUGAAAGAGGCUGGUAUUGAUGUCAAUGAAGCCUCAGUGUACUCAGGAUUGUGCACACAGCUCUUUAAAGAGGAAUGUGGGCUGUACCAGGACAAGGUGUACUGCUUUGUUCAUCUGAGCAUUCAGGAGUUUCUGGCUGCUGUAUAUGUGUUCCUCUCUUUCAUCAACAACAAUGAGAAUCUAAUGGCCAAACCUCAAUCAACCUCAAGGAACAUUUCUGCGCUGUUCAGAGACGAGCCUGAAGUUACUGUCUACAGGAGUGCUGUGGAUAAAGCCUUACAAAGUGAGACGGGAAACCUGGACCUUUUCCUCCGCUUCCUUCUGGGCCUCUCACUGGAGUCCAAUCAGAAGCACUUUCGAGGUCUACUGACAAAGACAAGAAGCAGCUCAAAGACCCAUGAAAAAACAGUCAAGUACAUCAAGGAGAAGAUCAGGGAGAAUCUCUCUCCAGAGAGGAGCAUCAAUCUGUUCCACUGUCUGAAUGAACUGAAUGACCAUUCUCUCGUGGAGGAGAUCCAACACUUCCUGAGAUCAGGAAGUCUCUCAAAACGCAACCUGUCACCUGCACAGUGGUCAGCUCUGGUCUUUGUGUUGCUGACUUCAGAAAAAGAGCUGGAUGUGUUUGACCUGAAGAAAUACUCCAGAUCAGAGGAAGGUCUUCUGAGGCUGCUGCCAGUGGUCAAAGCCUCCAGAGCUGUUCUGCUGUCAGGCUGUGGAGUCACAGAGAAAGUUUGUACUUCUCUGGUCUCAGCUCUGAGGUCAAACCCCUCACACCUGAGAGAGCUGGACCUGAGUAACAAUGACCUGAAGGAUUCAGGAGUGAAGCUGCUCUCUGCUGGACUGGGGAAUCCCCACUGUAAACUGGAGACUCUGAGGCUGUCAGGCUGUCUAGUCACAGAGGAAGGCUGUGCUUCUCUGGUCUCAGCUCUGGAGUCAAACCCCUCACACCUGAGAGAGCUGGAUCUGAGUAACAAUGACCUGAAGGAUUCAGGAGUGAAGCUGCUCUCUGCUGGACUGGGGAAUCCCCACUGUAAACUGGACACUCUGAGGCUGUCAGGCUGUCUAGUCACAGAGGAAGGCUGUGCUUCUCUGGUCUCAGCUCUGAGGUCAAAUCCCUCACACCUGAGAGAGCUGGACCUGAGCUACAAUCACCCAGGAGACUCAGGAGUCAGACUGCUCUCUGCUGGACUGGAGGAUCCACACUGCAGACUGGAGAAACUCAAUGUGGAACAUGGUGGAGAGAACAGAAUGAAACCUGGACUUAGAAAAUAUGUCUGUGAUCUCACACUGGACCCAAACACAGUAGACAGACUCCUCUCUCUGUCUGAGGAGAACAGAAAGGUGACAUGUAGGACAGAGGAGCAGCCGUAUCCUGAUCACCCAGAGAGAUUUGAGGGCUGGGAACAGGUGCUGUGUAGAGAGGGUCUGACUGGGCGCUGUUACUGGGAGGUAGAGUGGAGUGGGAGAUGGGCUGUUAUAGGAGUGACAUAUAAAGGAAUCAGCAGGAGAGGAGGGGGUGAUGACUGUUGUCUUGGAUACAAUGACAAGUCCUGGAGUCUGUUCUGCUCUGACUACCGUUACUCUGCCAGGCACAAUAAUAAUCUCACUACCAUAGACGUCCCCUCCUCCAGCUCCCACAGAGUAGGAGUGUAUCUGGACUGGCCAACCGGCACUCUGUCCUUCUAUAGAGCCUCCUCUGACACACUGACCCACCUGAUCACAUUCACCUCCACAUUCACUGAAACCCUCUAUCCAGGCUUUGGGCUUUGGGGUGAUGACUCCUCAGUGUCCCUGAAAGCUACAAGGGAUCAGUGCUCUAAAAUGAGUCUCUCUGGGGAGAAAGAGGAGGGGGGCCCUGCCUCUAAAAUGAGUCUCACUGGGGAGAGAGAGGAGGGGGGCCCUGCCUCUAAAAUUAGUCUCACUGGGGAGAGAGAGGAGGGGGGCCCUGCCUCUAAAAUGAGUCUCUCUGGGGAGAGAGAGGAGGGGGGCCCUGUCUCUAAAAUGAGUCUCACUGGGGAGAGAGAGAAGGGGGGCCCUGCCUCUAAAAGGAAUGUCUCUGGGGAUCAUGGCACCAAAUCUAAGAGUCCAAUCAAGCAGGAGCGACCAGCCUCCCCUGUACCCAGCUGUGUGUCCAUGAAGAGUGACCGGUCUAUGGAUGCUCUUAUAUACUUUAGAGAGGGAGACUUUUCUACUGAACAAAGAAACCAACAGGAGAGAUCGGAGUCAGAGAUUCUCAGUGGUCAGUCUUCCCAGAGUCAUCAAACAGACCUGGCCUCCAUAUUCAGUUUGCUUGAAGAGAAAAUUAUGACAUUUGUGAAGAACGAGCUGAGGCUGUUCAAGAGGAAUCUUUGUCCAGAACUCCCAGAAGGCUUUGAGAGUCAGAAGCAGGAUAAGGAAGUGGUGGACGCUGAAAAUGAGAAGAAAGAGAGCAGUGCCAGAGAGGGGGCUCUGAAGAUCACACUGCACAUCCUGAGGAAAAUGAACCAGAAGGAGCUUGCUGACACACUGGAGAAAAAUGAGCUUGCUGUGAUUUGCCAACGUGAACUCAAAUAUAAUCUAAAUAAGAAGUUUCAAUGUGUAUUUGAGGGGAUCGCUAAACAAGGAAACCCAACACUUCUCAAUAAGAUCUACACAGAACUCUACAUCACAGAGGGUGGAACAGGAGAGGUCAAUAAUGAACAUGAGCUGAGACAGAUUGAGACAACAACCAGGAAACAAGCAAGACCAGAGACUGCAAUCAAAUGUAACGACAUCUUCAAAACCUUAACUGGACAAGACAAACUUAUCAGAACUGUGCUGACAAAGGGAGUUGCUGGCAUUGGAAAAACAGUCUCUGUGCAGAAGUUCAUUCUGGACUGGGCUGAAGGAAAAGCAAAUCAGGAUGUCCAAUUUGUAUUUUCAUUCCCUUUUCGGGAGCUGAAUUUGAUGAAAGAGGACAAACACACUUUAAUUGAACUUCUUAAUCACUUCUCAAUGGAAACCAAAGAUUCAAGAAUCUCCAACUACGACAAGUACAAAGUUCUGUUCAUCUUUGAUGGUCUGGAUGAGUGCCGACUGCCCCUAGACUUCCAGAAGAACAAGAUCUGUUGUGACGUCACAGAGUCAACCUCAGUGGAUGUUCUGCUGACAAAUCUCAUCAGGGGAAAUCUGCUUCCCUCUGCUCUCCUCUGGAUAACUACCCGACCUGCAGCAGCCAAUAAGAUCCCUUCAGGGUGUGUUGACCAGGUGACAGAGGUACGAGGGUUCAAUGACCCACAGAAGGAGGAAUACUUCAGGAAGAGAUUCAGUGAUGAGGACCUGGCCAGCAGAAUCAUCUCACACAUAAAGACAUCAAGGUGCCUCCACAUCAUGUGCCACAUUCCAGUCUUCUGUUGGAUAUCUGCAACAGUCCUUGAACACAUGCUGAAACAUAAGAGAGAAGUGAUGCCCAAGACUCUGACUGAGAUGUACACACACCUUGUGGUGUUUCAUAUCAAACAGAAGAAUGAAAAGUAUCUUGGGAAAGAAGAGACAGGUCCACACUGGAAUAAAGAGAGCAUUCUGUCACUGGGAAAACUGGCUUUUCAACAGCUUGUGAAGGGCAAUCAGAUUUUCUAUGAAAAAGACCUGAAAGAAGCUGGCAUUGACGUCAAUGAAGCCUCAGUGUACUCAGGAUUGUGCACACAGCUCUUUAAAGAGGAAUGUGGGCUGUACCAGGACAAGGUGUACUGCUUUGUUCAUCUGAGCAUUCAGGAGUUUCUGGCUGCUGUAUAUGUGUUCCUCUCUUUCAUCAACAACAAUGAGAAUCUAAUGGCCAAAACUCAAUCAACGUCCAGGAAACUUUCUGUGAGGAAAAGACAGAAGCCUAAAUUUACUGUCUACAAGAGCGCUGUGGAUAAAGCCUUACAAAGUGAGACAGGAAACCUGGACCUUUUCCUCCGCUUCCUUCUGGGCCUCUCACUGGAGUCCAAUCAGAAGCACUUACGAGGUCUCCUGACAAAGACAAGAAGCAGCUCACAGAGCCAUGAAGAAACAGUCAAUUACAUCAAGAAGAAGAUCAGGGAGAAUCCCUCUCCAGAGAGGAGCAUCAAUCUGUUCCACUGUCUGAAUGAACUGAAUGACCAUUCUCUAGUGGAGGAGAUCCAAAGCUACCUGAGAUCAGGAAGUCUCUCAGAAGACAAACUGUCACCUGCACAAUGGUCAGCUCUGGUCUUUGUGUUGCUGACUUCAGAAAAGGAGCUGGAUGUGUUUGACCUGAAGAAAUACUCCAGAUCAGAGGAAGGUCUUCUGAGGCUGCUGCCAGUGGUCAAAGCCUCCAGAGCCGUUCUGCUGUCAGGCUGUGGAGUCACAGAGGAAGGCUGUGCUUCUCUGGUCUCAGCUCUGAAGUCAAAACCCUCACACCUGAGAGAGCUGGAUCUGAGUAACAAUGACUUGAAGGAUUCAGGAGUGAAGUUGCUCUUUACUGGACUGGGGAAUCCGCACUGUAAACUGGAGACUCUGAGGCUGUCAGGCUGUCUAGUCACAGAGGAAGGCUGUGCUUCUCUGGUCUCAGCUCUGAGGUCAAACCCCUCACACCUGAGAGAGCUGGACCUGAGCUACAAUCACCCAGGAGACUCAGGAGUCAGACUGCUCUCUGCUGGACGGGAGGAUCCACACUGCAGACUGGAGAAACUCAAUGUUGAACAUGGUGGAGAGAACAGAAUGAAACCUGGGCUUAGAAAAUAUGUCUCUGAUCUCACACUGGACCUAAACACAGUAGACAGACACCUCUCUCUGUCUGAGGAGAACAGAAAGGUGACAUGGAGGAGAGAGGAGCAGCCGUAUCCUGAUCACCCAGAGAGAUUUGAGGACUGUGGACAGGUGCUGUGUAGAGAGGGUCUGACUGGGCGCUGUUACUGGGAGGUAGAGUGGAGUGGGAGAGGGGCUGAUAUAGGAGUGACAUAUAAAGGAAUCAGCAGGAGAGGAAGGGGUGAUGACUGUUGUCUUGGAUACAAUGACAAGUCCUGGAGUCUGUUCUGCUAUGACAACAGUUACAUUGCCUGGCACAAUAAUAAUCCCACUACCAUAGACGUCCCCUCCUCCAGAUCCCACAGAGUAGGAGUGUAUCUGGACUGGCCAGCCGGCACUCUGUCCUUCUAUAGAGCCUCCUCUGACACACUGACCCACCUGAUCACAUUCACCUCCACAUUCACUGAGCCCCUCUAUCCAGGGUUUAGGGUUCAUGAUGAUUCCUCAGUGACUCUGUAAAUAAUAACCUGACACACACACACACACUGGACACACAAACACAUAGGACACACACACACACACACUCACA